AUGUCUUCACCACCUCCUCCAUCCUCCAAUCCCCUCAAACGCCCCUCCAUCUCCUCCGCCUCUUCCCAACCCCUCGGCAGCCAUCCCAAACGACCGCGCAUGCAUCCCCUCCGCCAGACCUCCUUCCCCAACACCAUCGACGCAGACACGCGCACCUACAGCGACGCCGGCAGCGUGACGGGCAGUUUCACAGGCAGUUUAGGCGGGACUAGCGCAGAUGGCGUUUUUCUCACGAAGGGAAAGAAGCGCGGCCGCAAGAGUAAAGCGGAGAAGGAGCGCGAGAGGGAAGAAGGGAGUCUGCGGGCAGGGAUGGAUCGACUGGGAUCGGUGGAUGCGGAUGGCGCGUCGGUGAGGGGUGGUGCUGGUGGUGGAGGUGCUGGAGGAGGAGGGGGAGAAGAUGCCGAUGAGGAUGAGGAUUUUGAUGAUGAGGGGGAGUUGUUGGGGAGGGAGGAGGGGACGACGGAUACGGAGGCGGAGAAGAAGAAUAUGGCAUUGCUGGUGGAUGCAUUCAAUCCCAUCCAGUCGGAAAGAUACGAUUUGUUCAAACGAGCCAAGUUACGAAAGGAAACGCUACGACGUAUUGUCAAUCAUGCUCUGUCGCAGUCUGUGCCGGCUAGUGUGGUUACCACGAUAAAUGGCUUUACGAAGGUCUUUGCCGGUGAGAUUAUUGAGAAGGCUCGUACCGUGCAGGCUGAAUGGGCUCUUGCUCAUGAUCAGGCGGCUUUGGCUGCCAUUGAAGCUGAGCAGGCGGCGACCACGACAACAACAGCAACAGCAACACCUGGGGGUAUCAAGCAGGAGCCCGUGGAGAGGGGGCCUAUGUCUACGCCUGCUGGGAAGAAGGAUGUCAAGUUGCCUCCGAAUCCCCAUCGGGGCCAGUUACUGCCUUCGCAUCUGAGGGAAGCGCUGCGGCGGUAUAAGCGGGAUGGAGAGGGUGGUGGCGUAGGGUUCUCCGGACUAAGUAUGGGUAAUUUGGGGGUAAGAGGGUCGGUCACUUGGUCUGCUGGGAGUGUCGGGGGUCGGCGUAUCUUCCGGUAA
Messenger RNA from Aspergillus tubingensis, 1038 nucleotides. RefSeq names its product transcription initiation factor TFIID subunit 11 family protein. Gene Ontology annotation, molecular function: transcription coactivator activity; protein heterodimerization activity. The record is from RefSeq and is a predicted model, not a curated record. The transcript is spliced from 2 exons. Gene Ontology annotation, biological process: transcription initiation at RNA polymerase II promoter; RNA polymerase II preinitiation complex assembly. Gene Ontology annotation, cellular component: nucleus; transcription factor TFIID complex. Bases 1 to 1038 code for a protein of 345 amino acids. Lineage: Eukaryota; Fungi; Ascomycota; Eurotiomycetes; Eurotiales; Aspergillaceae.